Penicillium alfredii is the source of this 1083-nucleotide messenger RNA. RefSeq lists its product as uncharacterized. NCBI's taxonomy places the organism in Eukaryota, Fungi, Ascomycota, Eurotiomycetes, Eurotiales, Aspergillaceae. Bases 1 to 1083 code for a protein of 360 amino acids. The transcript has 2 exons. The record is from RefSeq and is a predicted model, not a curated record.
AUGGCCGUUCCACCAGCGUCGACUUUCGCCACAGAUGAACGGUUUUAUAUUCAUCUGAGCUCCGAAAAAAACAAGAAAGACCCCUAUCUCGAAGUUGACGAUGGCACCAACAGCGGGACUUUCAUCUCGAAGCUCCCUGACAAGACCAUCAUCACCACGAGCCCGCCAGUUCCAACUGCAGCAACCGAGCUCCACGACGAGGACAAGUGGGUAGAAUGGCUCAAGCAGAUCGAUGAUGCAGCCAACUCCGAGAGCCCGGUGUUGAACAAGACAUUUGGCGAUGCUGCCAAGAACAUCGGAGAGCCCGGCUUUAAUGAUCCAAGGCUGUACCUGGGAUUGAAGGAGUCAGACCAAAUGGAGAUUUCGCUAGUCAAAGCCUGGACAUGGACUGGUCAAGAGGAGAAUUCGAUUCCCGAUAUCUUAAAGGGGCUGCAAGUGACACCGGAUUCCAAACUAGCACCGGGCCAUCGCAACGCGCUGUGGUUUAACCCCGAAGCAUCCUCGCGAGUGACAGUCCGGUUGGUGUUCAACCUCGGCGACUUAGGCACGUUGAACAGUCUUGGCCUCGGUGGCUUGAACAUCAGUUUUACCAAAGCCGACCUUGUGUGUCGGAAGGUCGUGAGUGCUGGGGAAGCAGAGGGAAAAACGGUGCCCGUGACGCAUGGGGACGCAGAAAUCUCGAUUGAUUGUAAAUUCGGUCAAGACUUGGAGCUGCAAGGCAUCAUGGAGUUCACGGAAGAUAUCAUCAGCAUGACUCUUCUAGCCAAGUCCGAGAAUCCCAUCCCAAGAGUCUUGCGCUGGUUGACAGGCGUCCUUGGUUUAAAGGAGGAUGAUCUAGGGACACUCCCGAAACUUUUCAGUCAGGAUCCAUUCAAAGAUGUCCGGUUCCGUCGUAUUAAUAUUGUCGUCGACAAGAAAGAGAUUAAGCCGGUAUCUUUCCAACUGGAUGUGCAGGUGUCAGCACCCAUUGGGCAGGAUCCUGCAUCGGGGAACAAGACGCUUUUCCUACUUUCGUACACCUACAUCUCUUCCAUCGGUGGACUGGGUACACUACGCGGCCAAAAGUCUGGGUACACUCUAUAA